AUGUCGACCACUACAUCCGACCCAGAAACGGUUUCGAUCAAACACCUCUCAUUCUCACAUCAAAAUGGAACAAAGGCGCUAGUAGAUGUAAACCUAUCUGUACAACGAGGCUCUCGAGUGUUGUUGAUUGGUUCGAAUGGUGCUGGAAAAUCUACACUCCUUCAGAUCCUCGCCGGCAAGCGUAUGGUGCCCGCGGGGAGUGUCGAGCUACUCCAGCACGACGUCUUCCGACAGAGUCCACCAGGCGUAACGUUUCUAGGCACGGAAUGGGCCAUGAAUGCGGUCGUACGAGGGGACAUCAAGGUUUCCGUCUUUCUCGACAGCGUCGGCGGCUACCGACACAAAGCACGUCGGGAUCUCUUGCUCGGAAUCUUGGACGUUGAUCUCGAGUGGCGGAUGCAUCAGAUCUCGGAUGGAGAACGACGGAGGGUGCAGCUCGUCAUGGGCCUCAUGGCGCCCUGGGAUGUCCUGUUGUUGGAUGAAGUCACGGUCGAUUUGGAUGUCCUGGUUAGACAUGACUUGAUCAGCUUUUUGAUCAAGGAGACGGAGGAGCGGAAUGCAACGAUUCUUUAUGCAACGCACAUCUUUGACGGAUUAGAGUCCUUUCCCACCCACGUCGUGCAUAUGAGGGACGGAACAUUGGUGGAUCAGCCAGUCCCAUGGCCGAUACGCAAUGUGGAAGCAACACAUACAUCACUCUACAAUCUCGCGCUCACUUGGCUCAAGGAAGAUAGAGCCAUCCGACUCUCAGCCGAAGCAGCGGGCCAACGAACAAAGAGAGGAGCAAGGGAUUCGGACCAGGUUCCUACAGAUUCGGAGACAUUUUAUAAAAAGUAUGAUUACGCACACUGA
This is a messenger RNA of Serendipita indica DSM 11827, 852 nucleotides long. The record is from the annotation of a GenBank genome assembly. Lineage: Eukaryota; Fungi; Basidiomycota; Agaricomycetes; Sebacinales; Serendipitaceae.